GUUAAAAAGACUGCUAGAGCAACUGGUUUCCUGAAGACACAGGAAGGUGGGAAUGCAAUUUGUGGUCGUUCCAAUAAGAAAAUCAAAAGUUUGCCAGGUGUGGUGGCUCACGCCUAUAAUCCCAGCACUUUGGGAGGCGGAGGUGGGCAGAUCACCUGAGGUCAGGAGUUCGAGACCAGCUUGGCCAAUAUGGCAAAAACUCAUCUCUACUAAAAAUACAAAAAUUAGCCAGGCAUGGUUGCGGGCACUUGUAAACCCAGCUACUUGGCAGGCUGAGGCAGGAGAAUCGCUUGAACCUAGGAGACGGAGGUUGCAGUGAGCCGAGAUCGCGCCAUAGCACUCCAGCCUGGGCGACAGAGUAAAACCCCGUCUCAAAAAAAAAAAAAGAAAAAGAAAAAUCAAAAGUCAGUAACGGCACAUGCAGUUACUUAACCUUCCCCCUUGUGUCUGAUUUUUCCCUGCCUGAGACGUGGCGCUGAGCUUUCCUGCGUCUGAGGUUCCCAGUGUGCAUUGCGCGGCGCUUGGCGGGAAAGAUGACCUUGACCAGACGUCGAAAAGCCACUGUCGCGCCCCAGCGGGUGACCGUUGAAGGAAGGCGCAUGCGCGUUGGGCAGAGCGCGUGCAGCCUCGUGCAGCUCGUCUGCUCUCCGGCGUCCGUGCCUCACACGUAAUGUUGAAUUAAAGAAAAUACUCUAUCAGAAGAAGAUGGCCACCGCCCAGUUGCAGAGGACUUCCAUGAGUGCACUGGUAUUUCCCAAUAAGAUAUCAACUGAACACCAGUCUUUGGUGUUAGUGAAGAGGCUCCUAGCAGUUUCAGUAUCCUGUAUCACGUAUUUGAGAGGAAUAUUUCCAGAAUGCGCUUAUGGAACAAGAUAUCUAGAUGAUCUUUGUGUCAAAAUACUGAGAGAAGAUAAAAAUUGCCCAGGAUCUACACAGUUAGUGAAAUGGAUGCUAGGAUGUUAUGAUGCUUUACAGAAAAAAUAUCUAAGGAUGGUUGUUCUAGCUGUAUACACAAACCCAGAAGAUCCUCAGACAAUUUCAGAAUGUUACCAAUUCAAAUUCAAAUACACCAAUAAUGGACCACUCAUGGACUUCGUAAGUAAAAACCAAAGCAGCAGAUCUAGCAUGUCAUCUACUGACACCAAGAAAGCAAGCAUUCUCCUCAUUCGCAAGAUUUAUGUCCUAAUGCAAAAUCUGGGGCCUUUACCUAAUGAUGUUUGUUUGACCAUGAAACUUUUUUACUACGAUGAAGUUACACCCCCAGAUUAUCAGCCUCCUGGUUUUAAGGAUGGUGAUUGUGAAGGAGUUAUAUUUGAAGGGGAGCCUAUGUAUUUAAAUGUGGGAGAAGUCUCAACACCUUUUCACACCUUCAAAGUAAAAGUGACCACCGAGAGAGAAAGAAUGGAAAAUGUUGAUUCAAGUAUACUAUCACCAAAACAAAUAAAAACACCAUUUCCAAAAAUCCUGAGAGACAAAGAUGUAGAAGAUGAACAGGAGCAUUAUAGAAAUGAUGAUUUGGACACUGAAACUAAAAUGGAAGAGCAGGAAAAAGUCCCUGGAUCGUCUGAACUUGGAGAACCAAGUUUAGUUUGUGAGGAAGAUGAAAUUAUGAGGUCUAAACAAAGUUCAGAUCUUUCCAUUUCUCAUUCUCAGGUUGAGCAGUUAGUCAAUAAAACAUCUGAACUUGAUAUGUCUGAAGGCAAAACGAGAAGUGGAAAAGUCUUUCAGAAUAAAAUGGCAAAUGGAAAUCCACCAGUAAAAUCUUCCAGAGAAAAUCGGAAGAGAAGUCACCAUGAAUCUGGGAGAAUAGUCCUCCAUCACUUUGAUUCUAGUCAAGAGUCAGUAUCAAAAAGGAGGAAGUUUAGUGAACCAAAGGAACAUAUAUAAAAAUUGUUUUUCUUCUGUAUGUUUGCAAAGUUCUUCUCAACAUUUAAACUGAAGGAUACUAUAUUAUAUUUCCCUAACUCUGAAAACGUAUAUGUAGUUUAAAGCAGUUUGUACACUAAAAUUAAGUUCUUGACUAUCAUAUUGUGGUCCUUAAUCUUAAUCUGUUGAGAUAAAUCCAACAGAACUUUUGAAUAAAAGCAAAAGUACGAAUGUCAUAAUUGAUUCUGUAAUAAGUAAAAUUUAAAAAUUGAUUUUGUUCAUUAUCUGCUUAAUAUUUUCUUUAAAUAUAUACUGACUGUUAAGGCCCUCUAAUCAUUUUUCUAAACAAGUAAUGCUUACUUUGGUAUUAAGAUUUGGUAUGGAUUCACUUUUUACUUAUGUUAAAAUUAUACCAUUUAACUAACUCUUUUGUCAUGGUGUUAUUAAAACAAUGUUCUUCAAUAUUUUGAUAUAAUGUAUUAACAUUAUAAUAUAUAAUGUACAAUUU
Messenger RNA from Callithrix jacchus (white-tufted-ear marmoset), 2374 nucleotides. It is a transcript of the gene HORMAD1, whose product is annotated as HORMA domain containing 1. NCBI's taxonomy places the organism in Eukaryota, Metazoa, Chordata, Mammalia, Primates, Cebidae. The record is from RefSeq and is a predicted model, not a curated record.